CUACGUGUGACUUUGAUUUGCCUGCCUGAUGAGAGCAAACUAGAGCGCUUCUCUUACCUUCAGUUUGCAUGGUUCGUUGUAACCAUGAGCAACGUCUUUGGUCAUAGUGUGCUGCGUCUAACAGUGCUCUGAAGUCUUCAGUUUGUUGGUUUCUGUUUGAAUUGUGUUGAAUUUUAGCUGCAGCACGUCAUUAUUUGCUCCUUCUGUGUUUAAUGAGCUUUGAGGAGUGAUUUGAGUUGGCGACAUUAUUCCUCAAAUCAAUUUUUUGCCUCCUUUGCAGUUUGGUUUUGAGCUUGCAUUGGUUUGCUAAUCCUUGCGUCAUCUCAUCUGAGGUUGUUGUGCUCGAGGAAUGUGCCUCCUCUCUGCGUGACUGGUAUGCUUGUACUGCUGCUGAAAAAUUCUUUUGACACCUGUGGUUGGCUGUCUCUCUUGAGCAGCAGCAGCAUCGUCAGUGGGGAAAAGCCGCCCCCCGAGCACGGCUGCGUGAAGGUGGACCACCGCCGAGCCGUGUCCUCAGCCAGCCUGUUCAGGGAGAUUUGCGAUGACUCUGAGGAUGAGGACGAUGAGGUGGGCUAUGCUGACCCCGUCCAAGAUGAUCUCUAUACCCGCAAGAUGGGUGUCAAACCCCAGCCUGCCGGCAACGUGUCGUACGACAAGUUCUUACCCAAAUUCUGGUCGCCUGAAGAAGACGUUCACAUACAGAAGAUCAAACUGGGCUCUCAGAGGAGACCCUGGUACAAGAAGAUGCAAGGCUUCAGCUAUAAGAAGUCGGGUUCUUCGUCAGAUGAUUCAGACUGUGACAUCAGUCCUUGGCUCUCCUCUGCCCCCUCUCCCUCUCACUCCCACACACACGAGGCCCCGGCUCACACCACCCUUGUUGUGGGGAAAAGUCCUCAUAUCCAACCACACACUCUCCCACAGCUCCCCAAGAUACAGUCCCCUCUGUUAAUGACUCCCCCUCUGGUGUUCGCCCCAGUGGACCCCACCUCAGGUCCCAAGCUGGUCAAAUGUGAGAGGUGGCCUCUCCUGGGGCGCCAUGACCCCCGGGAGCCCCCAGACCCUUUUGAUUAUGAGAGCAUUGUCCCUGACUUGGAGAAUGAUGACAUGUUUGCGAGGCGGACCCUGGCCUUCCAGUCCAACACGGACCUCGCUAUGAUGAAGUCGCAACUGUCCACCAACCGCCGUCGCUACACAUCUGAGCCGCAACUCAAUAUUGUCACCCAGCGACACGGCCGUGGCAGCCCCGAGGACGACGAUUAUCCUGACAUCGAGCAGGACGAUGUGGUGUAUCGUAAGGAAAAAACCCAGCAGACUCAGCAACAACGGCCACUCUCGGGAGCCCCUGAUAACUAUGCCCCCAUGCCCAUCCCAGAGCCAUGGGCUCUGCCUCCUGAUCUGAAAGCCAGACUCCUCUGCCCCCCAUGUCCUCUGACCCGGGAAGCAGCGGCAAAUAAAGAGAAUGAGGUUGAGAAGGAGAUGCGUCCUAAGACAGAUGACAUGCUGGUGCGGAAGAUCGGAGUUUGUUCCAAUCAGAGCCAGAGCUCACUUAGAGGCCCAUCGGCCAAUGGGAUGACUCCCUCUGUGCCUUCUUCCUGUAGCGAAGGUGACCUGCAGAGGUGGCAGGCCAUCAGGGAAGCCAGUCAGCUAAGAUAUAAGAAGAAGCUUUUGGUGGAGAGGUUAGCUGCUCUGAAGUUGUAGAAAUGGAUUGAUGUAACAAUGCCUGUUAGUUUCUCUUUACUUUGUAGAUUUAUUCUUCCAUUUUCCAUUUCAGUCUUGAAAUAUUUUCUGUCUGAUGCUGAAUUGGUCUUGACAGCAUGUUAAACCGACUUUUUAAGGAUCGGUUUUAAAGGCCUUCAGAGUUAGAGAUGGGGGUUUUACACAGUUAAGCUCGUUUCUGAAAACUAAUUUGUGACUUUUUGCGUUCACUGGAUCGGUCGUGGGUUUAUUUUAACAGAAACCACAGUGAAGCAAAUGCAGAGACAUUCACAACAAAGUUGAACUUUUUCUUGUUUUGAAUGUUUGUUGUUACCUCAGACUUGAAGUGUUCAUCAAUCAAUAAAACUGUAAUGAAAGGAAGUUCAUUAUGGUUUUCUGUAUAAUGGGUAUUUGGUAUAUUUUACCUGACAAACACACGGAAUGUAAAUGCAGAGUGGAUGUCCGGACUGCACAUUAAAACUGCGGCUGCUGUGUAUUUUGAAGUGUGAUUGAUGAGCAAAACAUAAAUUCUCUCUCACGUUGUUUGGUUCAUGAUGACUAUUGUUAAACAGACCCAAACUCUGCAUUUUAUUUUUGGUUUUCUUCCCCUAUCAGACCGAGUUUGCCUGUGAAAUAUUCAUGCUUAAUAAAGAAAAGAAGACACUG
Messenger RNA from Seriola aureovittata, 2361 nucleotides. RefSeq names its product LIM domain only protein 7-like. The transcript has 3 exons. The coding region runs from base 376 to 1698 and encodes 440 amino acids. NCBI's taxonomy places the organism in Eukaryota, Metazoa, Chordata, Actinopteri, Carangiformes, Carangidae. The record is from RefSeq and is a predicted model, not a curated record. Gene Ontology annotation, biological process: regulation of signaling; regulation of cell adhesion.